Messenger RNA from Eremothecium cymbalariae DBVPG#7215, 2304 nucleotides. Its product is annotated as C2H2-type zinc finger protein. The transcript has a single exon. The record is from RefSeq and is a predicted model, not a curated record. The coding region runs from base 1 to 2304 and encodes 767 amino acids. Gene Ontology annotation, biological process: regulation of transcription by RNA polymerase II. Gene Ontology annotation, molecular function: RNA polymerase II cis-regulatory region sequence-specific DNA binding; DNA-binding transcription factor activity, RNA polymerase II-specific. NCBI's taxonomy places the organism in Eukaryota, Fungi, Ascomycota, Saccharomycetes, Saccharomycetales, Saccharomycetaceae. Gene Ontology annotation, cellular component: nucleus.
AUGACGGCAGCAGAUUAUACGCCGUAUAUACAGGGUUCCGAAGUUGGAGGGCAGCAGGGGAGCAACAAUGGGAAUGGUGGUGGUAGGGAUUAUCAUUUGUAUUCGAAUAAUUCGCUGAAUAUAACGACACAGCAGCCUGCUGAGAAGGGUGCCGUUACUCCUCAGCAGGUGGAUACGCCGAAUACGUUGAAGAGCAGUAAAACAACGCAGUUGGGGACGCCGACGGCUAUGACUGAUCUUCUGGCGAUGUUGGAUGAUAACACAGCAUUUUCUGAUAUGGUGCAGCAGCAGGAGGAGCGGCAAUGGGAUGUUGAUCAGCACCGGCAUAAGUUUGCGACGCAGCUUUCGAGUGCGACGACGAGUGGGAAUAGCACCACUACUACUGAUUUAUCGCCGCAGGUUUUGUUACAACAGGAUAUGCCGAUGAGCAUGGCAUCUACGAGUGGGUCUGCAGGGCUGUUGGAGGCGACGCCCGAGGAGCAGACGUCGUUGCUGCAGUUGCAGCAGUCGGAGCAGCAGUUUAUCAAUCCUAAUUUGCUGAAUAAUGGGGUGCAUCCCACGUCGAUGUUUGCGGAUCAUGGAUUUUUGGAGGAUCAUGGAUGCAGCGGUGCGAGUCAUCUGAUGUUGGAGGAGGCUGCCAUGUCUCCAGGUAGCGCGCAGAGGAGGAUGAGUGAGGUGGUUACCGGGUCAAUUCCGCAGCACCAGCAUUCGCGGGGGUCGAUCUCGCAUCAGAUAGACUUUUGGAACCUGUCUAAUGAUAGGCAGUCGAUUAGUAGUAGCCACAGCGCAGGCGCUGGUAUCUCCCUAAGCGGUGGAGGAAGUAGCGGCGGCGGUGGGAGCGGACGUGGACGUAGUUCAAUUGACCUUAUGUCAUUUAAAAAGUCGCCUACACCCAUUAUGGGUACGGUUGCUGUGCCGUCGGCGGGGAACCCUCAUAACCAUCAAGUCCAUGGUCAUGCCCACGGCCCUCAUGCACAUGCUCACCAUGCUGCUCAUAAUGCUCACCACCUUCAUCGUGGCACGAAGGGGGCGGGGCCUGCUACUGCGGUAGCUGCGCAGGCACAGGCACAAAUGCAAGCGCAUACACAAGCACAUGCACCAGGAGCUCUUGCCACCGUGGGAGCAGCGGCAUCAGCAUCAGCAUCAUCAGCAUCAGCAUCAGCGACAGCACCUGUUGUUUCUUCAUCUUCUGCAAACUAUUCACUUCAUCAUGCUCAUCAUCAGCAGAAGAACGGUUCGAUACCGGGAGUAAAUGGUACACCAGCACCUUCAGUUUUUAAGAUCGAUAAUGAGUUGACACAGUUGUUGAACGACUACAAUAUCAACUUUAAUCCCCCUACCAAACACAACACAUUGUCCACUGCAAGGCUGGGGACAGGUUCCUUUAAUCCGCAUGCAACUACUGGUCUUGCAGGGCUAUCAUCCUCAAAUCCUUCAGGUAAUGCUGUCGGCCUCACACCUCGAACUUCUACGACCACGACGGCCUCUGGGACCACCGUGGUUAGCGGUAACCGUAGCACUUCAAGCAGCAGUAACAACCUCAAUGGUAAUAUCAGCAGUAAUGCUGAUAGCAAUUGUAAUAUCAACAACAGUACGGCAUCCUCAGCACUAGCAGCCACUGCAGGAACAUUACUGUCUUCUGCUGCAGCCGCUUCUACAGGUAGACGAAGCAAUUCAACUUCAGAACCUCAAAACAGAGUCCAGAAACAGAGGACUUCAUCAUCGUUGAUCGAUGGCAGUAAUCCUGUGAUUAUGGACAAGCUGUACGGUGAAGUUAACAAGGUAUCUAAGUUUUCUCAAUGCGAAAAUGCAAUUAUGUCGGAUGACGAUGAUCACGAAGACAGACUGGCUGCUGCAAAGCAGCUCGACCCCAAAAUUUCCGCUGCAGGUAACAAAUUUAUAUCACCAUCCAUUCUGAACCAGGAGCUGCUCGACAAUACCUCGUUCGACAUCCGCAAUACAAAUUCAGCAGCAGCCACCGCGGUAAAUAAUAUUUCCGUACCCGCAAGGAGGAAACGCGCCAGCGUCUCGAAGGGACCACGAAGUAGCACAAGCAAAUCUUCAUCCCCAUUAGACGAAGAGGAGAAACCUUUUAAAUGCCAGGAGUGUACUAAGGCUUUCCGCCGUAGCGAACACUUGAAAAGGCAUAUUAGAUCGGUACACUCCACGGAUAGACCGUUCCCAUGUACCUAUUGUGACAAGAAAUUUAGCAGAAGUGACAAUCUCUCGCAGCAUUUGAAAACUCAUAGAAAACACGGAGACAUAAAGGAUGUGCUACCUAUGCCAACCAUGAAGAAAGGAUGA